UACAAGAGCAAAAAUAGAAGUAAAUGCAAUUGAUUCUUAUGUUUCCUUUUUGUAAAAUUUAUUUAUCGCGUUAUCGAUUUCAGUUGGUUACUUUUGAAAUGGAAAAUUUCUGUGAAUUACUUAAGUCUCACGAAGAAACAAUCGUUCAACGAUAUAUUCAUAAAUGCGCUUAUUUUUAUGGUGGAUCUAUGAUUUGGAUUUACCUGAGUGCCGUCUUUAUUAUGUCUGGACCUCUUACGCUAGAUCAAUCAUUUCCAACAAACGCCGAAUAUCCAUUCAAUGUUGAUUAUCAACCUUUAAAAUCAAUUAUCUUUAUACAGCAAACUAUUGCUUGCAUGCAAGGUGCUGCUCAGUUAUGUAUGAAUAUUUUUAUAGCGCUUUUACUAUGGUUUACAUCGGCAAGAUUUGAAAUAUUAAUCGAAAAAUUUCGAGAAAUCACAAACAUUUAUGAAUUGAAGAUAUAUAUCCAGGAACAUCAGAAUCUGCUAAAGUAUACAGAAGAAGUAAUUAUCUUAGCUCGCCCCUUUGCAUUGUCAACUAUAUAUUUUAGUACUAUCGCAUUAAUAAUAGUGGGUCUUAUUUUGAUUACUGAUCAACCAUUGUCAAUGAAAAUCCAAUGUAUUGGCAUAAUUUUUAGUGGAUUGUCAGUGGUAUUUAUGUUUACGUGGCCAGCAGAACAUUUGAUUCAUAUAAGUAAUGAGAUUGGACAGGCAGUUUUUGAUACGCAAUGGUACGAACAAUCGAUCGGUCUACGAAAGGAUUUACAAAUAAUUAUGUUAAGAGCUCAAAAACCAGUAAUUAUCUCAGUACCAUGUCUCAUGCCCGCAUUAUCUUUGAGAUAUUAUGCAUCGGUAAGAAAUUAAGAUUAAAUAUAUUGUGACAUUGUACAUGCACACGAAAGAAA
This is a messenger RNA of Pogonomyrmex barbatus (red harvester ant), 904 nucleotides long. RefSeq lists its product as uncharacterized. NCBI's taxonomy places the organism in Eukaryota, Metazoa, Arthropoda, Insecta, Hymenoptera, Formicidae. Gene Ontology annotation, molecular function: odorant binding; olfactory receptor activity. Gene Ontology annotation, cellular component: plasma membrane. The record is from RefSeq and is a predicted model, not a curated record. Gene Ontology annotation, biological process: sensory perception of smell; detection of chemical stimulus involved in sensory perception of smell.